This is a messenger RNA of Aquila chrysaetos chrysaetos, 1168 nucleotides long. It is a transcript of the gene ASIP, whose product is annotated as agouti signaling protein. The transcript has 3 exons. The coding region runs from base 735 to 1154 and encodes 139 amino acids. Gene Ontology annotation, biological process: positive regulation of melanin biosynthetic process; hormone-mediated signaling pathway; melanosome organization. The record is from RefSeq and is a predicted model, not a curated record. Gene Ontology annotation, molecular function: melanocortin receptor binding; neuropeptide hormone activity. Gene Ontology annotation, cellular component: extracellular region. Lineage: Eukaryota; Metazoa; Chordata; Aves; Accipitriformes; Accipitridae.
GAGGUUGGCCAGAGCCAAUGGCUUUCUUCCAAGUGUAUGGCCACAUUCUGCAAAGCUCAGAUUUCUCUGUAAAUAUGCUCAAAUCCCAUAGGCUUUGUUACAUCUUAGAAGCUACUAAGUACAUACUAACCCCUAAGGCCCAUAAAUGCUUUACAGCACUGGGCCUUUAAUAACUUGCAUGAUUUAUGGCUAUGAUUCACUAUGGGAUCAGAGCAGCCACAUCAGGGUAUAAUAAAACAAGAUAUUUCUUCAUUAUUUAUUUUAAAAUGGAGGAAACUAAUAGGAAACAUAAUGUGUGCUUUUUAAAAUUCUUAUUAUUUUUCUAGGUUUUCUAGCACAAAUUUCUAAACAAGGUUUUCUGGGAAAAAUCUGAUGAUGUGAUUGAGGUGGUCAAAAGUGACGGCAGAAGUUCUUCUGCCCUUGGUCAUAUGACAAACAACAGUGUAAAAGUCGGUGGGGAGAACUCACUCACAGCUUUUGGGAAAAUAAACCUUUUGAGAAAAGAAUCAGGAAGAAAGAAAAAAAAGACCAUCUAAGAGAGUUAUGUCUGAGAUAGCAUUUUUCCACUCAGACAACUGCAAUCUUAGGUAUUCUGGUAUCAGAGGCAAAGUGCUAGAAACAAAAGAAUUGUUGUGCAGCUUUAGCAACUUACCUUUGACAUGGCAGAAAACCAUUGCUGAGAUUCGUAUCCUUGCAUCUCUUCUACAUGCAGGUUUUGACCGACUUUGCUUUUCAUGACAAUGGAAUUUUUCCUCCCCAGGAUGGAAAGUAAGAACCUCUUCCUAAGCCUAUUGCUCUGCUACAGUUUGCUCAGAGCUGCAGAUUCUCAUAUGGUAAUUGAAGAGAAGACAGAAUGCAACCUAUCAAGGAGCAACAAAAUUAAUCUCUCGGAUCUCCCACCCAUCUCCAUAGUAGAUUUAACUAGAAGAUCCCAGAAAGUCAGCAGGAAAGAGGCAGAGAACAGGAAAUCUUCCAAGAAAAAUGCUCAACCAAAGACACCUCCGAAACCAAGGCCUACACCAGCUGCUGACUGUGUGCCAAACUUCAAAACCUGCAAACCACAGUUGAAUUCAUGUUGUAACUACUGUGCUUUGUGCAAAUGCCGAAUUUUUCAGACAAUCUGCCAAUGUCUAAUGUUAAACCCAAAGUGCUAAGCCAAACUGGGAAC